Messenger RNA from Manihot esculenta (cassava), 865 nucleotides. Its product is annotated as O-fucosyltransferase 39. NCBI's taxonomy places the organism in Eukaryota, Viridiplantae, Streptophyta, Magnoliopsida, Malpighiales, Euphorbiaceae. The record is from RefSeq and is a predicted model, not a curated record. The transcript is spliced from 5 exons. Bases 1 to 858 code for a protein of 285 amino acids.
AUGGGGAGGCUUCUGAAGUCAGUUAUUUGUUGUACAUGGUCCAGUUAUGGAAUAGCUGCGAUCUCCCCAUUCUCACACCGGCUGACUUUUGAUAGCUUGCCCAUGGAUAUCCAACGUUUACGUUGCAAAGUCAAUUUUCAAGCAUUAGUUUUUGUUCCCCAUAUCAGAGCACUUGGAGAUGCUCUUGUCAGUCGCCUCAGGUAUCCAUCCAAAGGAACUGAAGUCGUUAACACUGAUUACCUACGGGAAACCUCUCAUGUGAGUGAUGAAAACAGAGCAAGGAAGUUUGUUGUGAUACACCUUCGUUUUGAUAAGGAUAUGGCUGCCCAUUCAGCCUGUGAUUUUGGUGGGGGCAAAGCUGAAAAGUUGGCUCUGGCCAAGUACCGACAAGUACUUUGGCAAGGAAGGGUCCUCAACUCACAGUUCACCGACAUAGAAUUGAGGAGUCAGGGUCGUUGCCCAUUGACUCCUGAAGAGAUCGGAUUGCUAGUAGCAGCUUUGGGCUUUGACAACAGUACUCGUCUAUACCUGGCUUCACACAAGGUAUAUGGUGGGGAAGCUAGGAUAUCAACUUUACGAAAGUUGUUUCCUCUGAUGGAAGACAAAAAGAGUCUUGCCUCUUCAGAAGAACGUACGGAGAUUAAAGGAAAGGCUUCUCUGUUAGCUGCAGUUGAUUACUAUGUUGGCUUGCAUAGCGACAUCUUCAUCUCUGCUUCUCCAGGAAAUAUGCACAAUGCAAUGUUGGGACAUAGAACUUACAAGAACAUGAAAACCAUAAGGCCCAACAUGGCAUUGAUGGGACAACUGUUCCUGAACAAAAGCAUCAGCUGGCCAGACUUCCAGCAAGCAGUUCUUUGAAGGAAAU